Messenger RNA from Clavispora lusitaniae ATCC 42720, 687 nucleotides. The record is from RefSeq and is a predicted model, not a curated record. Lineage: Eukaryota; Fungi; Ascomycota; Pichiomycetes; Serinales; Metschnikowiaceae.
AUGUCCAGUGCAACGAAUGACUUCAUUACGACAUUCGCCAUCUUCCAGCCUACUUUCAAAGUCGAGCUCCAUUUCUACCGUGUCUAUCAUUUCUACCUUCCAGUCAGUCAUUCAGGCUUCAUACAUAAUCUAAAGAGCCUCGUCUUGGCCGCUCAACAAGGUGAAUCUAGGCGCACCCAACUUGUCCUUUCCGUUCAAAAACGUCAACUCCAUCACGAAAAGAUACUCCACCACUUUGGCUCCUGCUUUGGUAACCAAUUCUCCUGCUGCGCUGGCACUUCCGCCUGUGGCCAAGAUGUCGUCCACAAUCACAACAUUAGCGUCUUUGGGGAUCACACCCUCCUGGAUCUCGAAAACAUCGCUGCCGUACUCCUUCUUGAACUCGGCAGACAAGGUAGGGCCAGGCAACUUUCCUGGUUUUCUCACUGGAAUGAAACCAGCACCCAAGGCCAAGGCCAAAGUAGGGCCGAAAAGGAAGCCUCUGCUCUCCAAGCCCACAAUGUAGUCGACUUUUGUUCCUUGCAAGUGCAACUUGAAAGCAUCCACCAAUUUUUGGAACAAGUCAGGUUUGGCAAAAAUAGGCAAGAAGUCCUCGAAAAGGAUACCCUCUUGCGGGAAGUUGGGGAACUGCUUCAAAGAAGACUUCAAUUCUUUGGCGAUUGCGGCAAUUUCGCUGGUCAUAGUUAA